AUGCUCUCUGCCGCUCGCGCGGCGGCCGAUCUGCUGCUGCCAGAGCUGGGCCGCGGGCUGAGCACCGGCGUGGCGCUCUACGCGGCCAACCAGGGGCACGCCCAGUGCCCUGCGUGCUCGUGCGCGCCGCAGUUCCACUGCCCGGAGCUGCGGUGCGACUGCUCAGGCCUCCAGGGCUCGAGCAGUCACGGGCCCAGCCUCUGGGCCGUGGCGCUGGCCUGCGCCGCCAGCGGGCUGGUCGGGGCCUGCACCGCGGCGCUGGCCUUCUGGCGCGCCGGCGGCCGCUUCGUGGCGGCCCGCUGCCCGCAGGUAGGCUCUGCAGCAGUGAUGGCGGCGCCGGCGCCGCCGGUCUACCCGUCAGUGGCCGCGGCGGGCGUUCAGCCCGGGGACUUCAUCGGGGUGCAGUACCACGUGGCGGGCGCGGUGCUGAUCCACGAGCGCGUGGUGGUGCUGGUGCCGCCGGGGCUGCCUGGCGCGGCUUGCAUCAUCACGCCCGACGCGGACGAGUACGAUGAGCUUUACGCGGGCUCGCCAGACGUGCUGCGGUGGGACAUCUUCCCUGGUGGCGCGGCGGGAGGCACGAUGGCAUGGGCGCCGGGCGCCCGCUACUACAGGUUCCGCAGCCUGCCGACGCCGGCCACGCUGCUGACGGCCGCAGCCGCUGCCGCAGGCCGUCUCGGCCUUGCAGCCCCGCCUGGGCCCAUCGUGGCCAACGCAGGUGGGCGAGCGCUGGCAGCGCCGGCGGCGGCGGCAGCGGGUGCGCUGGUGCCUGCCGCUGCGGCCCCGGCCGCCGCCCCCGCUGCGGGCGUCGCCGGGCUGGUGGCCGCCUUGGGGGGCCCCGCGGUGGCGCCCGGGGCACCCGUGCCCCUUCUGCCGGGCGGCGCGGCGGCGCCGGCCCCUGCGCCCGCGCCGGCGCCAGCGCCGGCGCUUCCAGGCGCUGCUGCGCCUGCCGCACCGCCUGGCGCCCAGACCGACGCCCGCGUGCUGCCUGUGGCGUACAACGCCCUCGGCCAAAGGAAGCUGGGCUUCGCGGAGGCGGUGCUGCGCCUCGUGGAGCACGAGUGGCCGGACUGGCCCACAUCGGGGCCGCGGACUAUGCUGUGGGUGUCCCUGUUCAUGAAGGACAACGGGAUGUCGCCGCUGGGCCGCCACAGCAAGUGGCGGUCGGAGGGCCGCCUUGCGCUCACCGACGCGGGGGUGGCCGAGCACGAGCGCUGCUGCUUCUAUCUGGAGCAGAUCGUGUGCUACGACUUGCUGAACGUGCCGGACGUGGCGGCGGCGGAGAUGGUCUGCAGGAGCAUCCAGGUGCAGGAGGAGAGGUGGCGGGAGCGGUUCAUCACCAAUGCCGACGAAUCGCUCGACUCGCACCUUUUCUACGGCACCUCGGCCAACCGGGGCAACGUGUGUGUGCACCCCCAGCUGCUGGCGUACGUCAGCGGUGAGCUCUCGAAGGAGUACGCCGUCGCCAAGGAGAGGCGCAAGGCUCGCGAGGAGCGCCAGAGCGCCAGGGCGCCGAACAACAAGGACAGGAAGGGCGGCAAGGACAAGCGGCUCCGCCGCUCCGACGUGCUGCUGCAGUGGGCCGACCAGGGCGUCGACGCGCUCAACUGCCUGUAUGGCCAUGCUGGUGCACCUCCGUCGGCGCCCGCGAACCUGGGGCAGCCGACCAGUCUGAACUUUUUGGAGGACUGCUACCUGGGGAUGGGCGCGAUGCCGAGCGAGCCAGGUUUUUGUGAAGAAGCCCUCCGCGAGCUUCUCAGUGGCUCCACCGUCUACGCUGAGGAUGGUGGCGCCCGGGUCCCGUACUCGAAGGAGCUGGUCUCCUGGCCUGAGGUGGGCUCCAGCCCCGUCGACCUCGUGGGCUGCCUCACUCAGGAUGACGCUGAUUGGGCACGGGAUUGGCGACAUAACUUGCUCAAGACGCCCGACGAGGCGCUGCUCGGAGCCCGACAAGCUUGCCCACGCGGACCCUUCGUCGACCCUCGGUUGGCGCGAGAUCCAGUUUUGUAUGGUGACUUUGUUCGGCGGCUUCAUCAAUGUGGCAUGUUGCGCUUCAAGGUGGCCUCCACUGCCAAGCACAUGAUUGGUGUAUUUUUUGUGAGGAAGAAGUCCGGCAAGCUUCGCAUAGUGUUCGACACGAGGUACGCCAACGCCUUCUUCCACCCGGCGCCCGCGACGCGGUUGCCUACAGCGGCUGCGGUGUCUUCUGUGGAGUCGGGCGGCUUGCCGUUAUGCGUGGCGGCGGGGGACCUCGACAAUGCCUUCUACCGUCUCAGGCCCAUGUCGGGCUUAGAGGACUGCUUCACGCUGCCCCCGCUUUCCUCCUCCCUGGCGGGUGUCACCGAGCUGGAGGGGGUGAGCAUUCCGGCAGGGGCCAGCCUGGUUCCUUGCCUUACCAUCCUGCCCAUGGGGUGGUCGUGGGCGAUGCACUUCUGCCAGGCUGUGACCAUGCGCGCCAUCUCGGUGGCGGGCUUCGCGGACUCGCAGAUCGUGGAGGACGGUCGCUCCAGCGUGGCCCUGCCCGCCCGCUCAGACACGGCGGCGGCGGGCUACGUGGACAACUUCUACGUCUUCGGCCACGACGCCUCGCUGGUCACGCGGCGCCGGGAUGACGUGUCGGCCGUGCUGCGCGGGUGGGGCUUGACGGUCCACGAGGAGACGGAUGCCUCCCCAGACGCCGUCCUGGUGGGCCUGGAGCUUCGGCAGGGCCGCUGGCUGUCGAUCAAGCGCCGCAACCUGUGGCGGCUCCGUGCGGCGCUGGACACCGUGCUGCGCCGGGGCUGCUGCUCCAGCAAGAUGCUUGAGGAGCUGUGGCUCAUCCGCUCGCUGCUCCCGCUCCUUCAGAAGGACCUGAGCAGCCCCUGGCACGACGUGGUCGGAGUGAGCGACGCCUCCGAGUUCGGACUGCACGGCCUGGACGUCUUGGGGCUGGAAUCCUUCAUCAGGGUGCACCCCAGGGAGUUCAUGGAGGUGCCCAAGGAGUUCUUCGACGGGGCUGGUUCACAGGGCCUUACCGACGCGCUGCCGCCGCCCAGCCUGGCUGCUCUCGUGCGGGGCCCCCUGAGGCUGACGGGCCGACACCUGAAGGAGCCGGCCUCGAUGGCGGGUGCCUCGGCCUCUCGCCGCCAGGCGGAUCGCCACCGCAGAGCUGCGGCGGCUCGCCAGGUGGCGUCCGAGCGGGGGCCCUCGGGCGGCCUCUCGGUGCUGGAGCGGACGGCGGUCAGGCCGGGCACGGAGCGCCUAUACCAGGUGUACCUCCGGGCCUUCCUGCAGUUCUGCCUCGUCAUGGCCAUCGACUGGACGAGCGAGGCCGAGAUGGACGUCGCCCUGGUCACGUACCUGAACUCGAUGUACUUCGAGGGUCGCGCCCCGAACGAGGGCUCUGUGCUGCUGGCGUCGCUGGCGCACUACACGCCGGCGCUGUACAAGAGGACGGCUCAGGCCUUGCCGAGGGCGACGCGCUGCUUGGCGGGCUGGCGCCGGCGCGUCCCGACCAGGAUGCGCCUGCCGCUGCCGCGCAGGGCCGCCUUCGCCAUCGCCGGGACGCUGGCGGCCUGGGGUCAGCCGCGCAUGGGGCUCUUCGUGAUGCUGUCGUUCGCGGCCUACCUCCGCCCGCAGGAGGCCUUCCGUCUGGCCGGGCGUCACCUCGUGCCGCCAGUGGCCCACUUGGGUCAGGCCCCCACUCCGUGGGGGCUGCUGCUGCACGACUCCGACUUGCAGCUGCCCGGGAAGACCAACCUGUGGGACGAGAGCGUGCUGCUGGACCAGGCGCCGUGGCUCGAGCCAGCCCUGGAGGCGCUGAGGACUGUCGCGGGCGACGGCCCCCUCUGGGACUUCCUGCCUACGUCGAUUGCUUGGCUCUUCGAGGAUGCCUGCCACGCCCUGGGCCUGGUGCACCUGCAGCCGCACCUAUACUCCCUCCGUCACGGGGGGGCCAGCGAGGAUCUGUUGUCGGGCGCCAGCGCCAGGACGCCGGAGCAGGUCAUGCGGCGGGGUCGCUGGGCCACUGUGGCCUCGCUCCGCCGCUACGGCAAGGAGACCCGCCUCCUCCGGGAGGCCGCCAAGGUGGACCCCGACGUGCUGCUGUUCGGCGAGAUCGUGGAGCGCAACUUCCUGGACGUGCUGCGGGGCGGCCCCUUGCUGCCGCUGGUGUGGGGCGAGCUGCCUGCAAGCGUCGGCCCCCGCCUGCGGGGCCGCGCGGGCGCCAGCAAGUGGAGGAGCUGCUUGUUUCUGGAACUGUUCGCGGGGCAGGGUCGCAUCUCCAAGCGCAUCUGCGACCUGGGCUACGGGUGCCUGGACCUUGACCUCGCGCACGGGGCCUGUGAGGAUCACCUCCACACCACGUUCGAGUCGGUGGUGCGCGGGUGGCUGCUGAGCAAGGCCAUAGUAG
Prorocentrum cordatum is the source of this 4390-nucleotide messenger RNA. The record is from the annotation of a GenBank genome assembly. Lineage: Eukaryota; Dinophyceae; Prorocentrales; Prorocentraceae.